Molecule: messenger RNA, 1069 nt
Organism: Cylas formicarius (sweet potato weevil)
Lineage: Eukaryota; Metazoa; Arthropoda; Insecta; Coleoptera; Brentidae
Gene: sta
Product: small ribosomal subunit protein uS2
Exons: 6
Coding region: 117-1028 (303 amino acids)
Biological process (GO): cytoplasmic translation; ribosomal small subunit assembly
Cellular component (GO): ribosome; 90S preribosome; cytosolic small ribosomal subunit
Molecular function (GO): structural constituent of ribosome
Source: RefSeq, a predicted model, not a curated record
GAAUUAUUCACUGCUUAUAAUACGGAAUUUCACAAUACCCUUCUUGACAGAACUCUGACUAGAGUCGUAUCCCUGUGGCAUUUUUCACGUAACUCGUUACGCAAAUAUACGUAAAGAUGUCGGGAGGUUUAGAGGUCCUUAGCCUCAAAGAGGAGGAUGUUACCAAAAUGUUGGCCGCCUCCACCCAUCUGGGUACCCCAAACAUCGACUUCCAAAUGGAGCAGUACAUCUACAAGCGCCGUGCAGACGGAGUCCAUAUCAUCAACCUGCGUAAAACCUGGGAGAAACUCCUGUUGGCCGCCCGCGCCAUCGUCGCUAUAGAACAUCCCGCAGAAGUUUUCGUCAUCUCAUCUCGUCCGUUUGGACAGAGGGCGGUGUUGAAGUUUGCUGCACACACUGGCGCUACACCAAUUGCUGGCAGAUUUACUCCUGGCGCGUUCACGAAUCAGAUUCAGGCGGCGUUCCGUGAACCCCGCCUCCUGAUCGUCACCGACCCGGCGUUCGAUCACCAACCGAUCACCGAAGCGUCUUACGUUAAUAUCCCCGUCAUCGGGUUAUGCAACACCGAUUCGCCUCUGAGGUUCGUCGACAUCGGUAUCCCGUGCAACAACAAGGCGCCUCACAGCAUCGGCCUGGUGUGGUGGCUGCUCGCUCGCGAGGUACUGCGGCUGCGCGGAAUCAUCCCGCGGGAGACCAAGUGGGACGUCGUGGUCGAUCUGUUCUUCUACCGCGAGCCCGAGGAGGCGGAGAAGGAGGAGCAGGCCGCCAAGGAGGCGGUCGCGCCCGCCAAACCGGUCGAGGUGGCGCACGAAGCGCCCGACUUGGAAUGGAGUGCCGGCAACGAUCAGGAUUGGGCGGAACCGGCGGCCGCGGCGGCGCCUGUAGCCGCGGCCCCGUUCGCGCCCGCCCCCGCCACCGAAGAUUGGGCCACGGAAGUGGCGCAGGCGCAAGAACAGUGGACCGCCACGAAUCAGGCGGCAGCACCCGCCGCACAACCCAACUGGGGCGGUGCCAGCGGCUGGGAUUGAUUUUGUUUUACGCGUUUUGACGAAAUAAAGAACAGCCUUUA